AUGAAAUUCAGCAUUGAAAAAGCUGCAUUUACCAUUAGCCAAGGUGGCAGGGGCAAGAAUUUAUUCUUGGAAGCUCACAAGUAUUUGGAUAACCUUGGCUUUGAUAAGUCGAGCCUGGGACAGUGGGCAAAAGCCACUCAGUCACAUACGUACACUUUAAAGAAACUAUUAAUAUGUAUUUGGUUGAACCAAGCAAUAAAAGGAGCCAGAGAUCGUGGUGGUAAUUCAAUACAAAAUGCUCACCUCCUCACUCUGUUUCAUCGACUCUGCAAGUUGCUGUUUUUCCGAAUUCGGCCGGUCUUUGUUUUUGAUGGAGAGGCACCGCUUCUGAAGAGACAAACCUUGGCUAAGCGAAGGCAUAGAAAGGAAGUUGCAGCCAGUGAUUCCAGGAGAACUACAGAGAAGCUCUUGAAAACAUUUUUGAAGAGACAAGUUAUCAAAACUGCUCUUACAGGCAAAAGGCAAAGCAAUGAAGCUUUGCCCAGUAUUACACAAGUUCGAAGAGAAGAAAUUGAUGAUAUGUAUGUGUUGCCUUCUUUACAGGACGAAGAGAAGAACAGCUCCGAGGAGGAAGAUGAAAAAGAAUGGGAAGUGAGAAUGAGCCAAAAAAAGAUGUUGCAGGAAGAGUUAUGUGAAAAUCCUCAUUCUGUAGAUAUUGAAUCGGAAGAUUUCAACAAGCUGCCUCCAGAAAUAAAACAUGAGAUCUUGACUGAUAUGAAAGAAUUCACAAAGCGCAAAAGAACAUUAUUUGAAGCAAUGCCAGAGGAGUCAGAUGACUUUUCCCAGUACCAGCUUAGGGGUUUGCUUAAGAAAAGCAACCUCAAUCGAUGCAUAGAAAAUGUACAAAAAGAAAUGAAUCAACAGCACUCGGGUGAAAUCCAAACACAGUAUGAAAAUGAAGGUGGCUUUGUGAAAGAAGUGGAAUCUAGGAGGGUAGUCUCUGAAGAUACUUCUCACUAUAUCCUAAUAAAAGGUAUUCAAGCAAAAGAAUCUACAAUUAGAGACGUGGAAACUACUGCAGGACCCUCAUCAAAGUUGCUUGAACUUAUUAAGUUGGAUAAAAUCAGUGAAUCUCCUGCUAAUGCAAAGCCGGCUGCAUCUGAUGGGCUGCAGACAGAGAAAGACAGCGAUGUGGUGACAGCACCACCCUCUCCUCGGACUUUGCUUGCUAUCCAGGCAGCUAUGGCAGAAAGCAGUUCAGAAGAAGAACUGGGGGAUGAGGGUACAGGACAAUUGGACGUGGACCGCUCUGUAACUGAGGAAGGCGGCAUGUCUCCAAGAACAGUGCAGGCAAUUCAGCAAGCUCUGAGUGCUGAUGAUAAAAGGGAGGAAGUUGUUACUGUUAGACCUGAUGGAGUGCGACCAGCAAGAUCGGAAGUGAAGGAUUUUCUGCUUAGUAGCUCAGAUGAGGAAGAUCAGAAUCCUGAAGUUAAGGAAGGAAAAAAAAUACCUACAGCUACAAUUCAUUCGUCAAACCGAGUGAUAAUGCAAGACACUGAAUUUGAACAGAAGAGUCAGGAGUUGGAAAAAAAUUGUAUUACACACAAAGACACCAGUGUAUCCAGAGCUGAAAAUUGUUCUUAUGUUGACAAUAUUGGCAAUAGCAAAGAAGAUGUUGGCAAAGAAGAUGUAGACAAAGAAGAAAAAGGUUCCAAAAUUGACUUAAAUUCUUUGGGAGAUAGGGAUAUAAACUUGUGCAUGCAGAAGCCAAGCUGUUCACCUGUACAAAUUAGUAUAGGGGCUAUGAUUUGUGCUGAAACAACAGACCUUUCUAAAAAUGAGGAAAACUUGAAAAUUUCUGAAAAUACGGAAGACAUAGUUUCACAGACAGAAGAGGAUAUGUCUGACGUACAAAAGGAUGCUAUGUUUUUUCCAGAAGUAAAAAGCGCUGAAGAGGAAAUAGAAGGGAUAUCAGAGUCUGAAGACAGUGAUUCUGAUGGAAGCUUUAUUGAAGUGGCUCCUGAAAUCAGUAAUGAGGCUGAGCUUCCUACCAAAUAUGAUGAAAAAACGUGUGAUGAAACAGCACUUCCAGAAAUUGAGACAGACAGAUGCGAUAUUGUCACACAGGACUUGCUGAAGGAGUCUGAUGACGUGCAGUUGGCAAACGAUCAGGGUGUUGAAAGGGAAGAUGAUGGUAAAGAUGCAGCAGAUGAGUGGCAAGACAUCAGUUUGGAAGAACUAGAAGGAUUAGAAAAUGACCUUUCUGCUGAGCAGAAUAUGCUUCAGGCUCGAAAACAGCAGCAGGAACGCGUUGCUGCUUCUGUAACGGGACAGAUGUUCUUGGAAAGCCAGGAGCUUCUGCGUCUGUUUGGCAUUCCAUAUAUUGAAGCUCCGAUGGAGGCAGAGGCGCAGUGUGCUAUCUUGGACCUUACUGAUCAGACCUCUGGGACAAUCACUGAUGAUAGUGAUGUCUGGUUAUUUGGCGCACGACACGUUUAUAAAAAUUUCUUCAGUCAAAACAAAUAUGUGGAAUAUUACCAGUAUAUUGAUUUUCAAAACCAGCUAGGGUUGGAUCGAAGCAAGCUAAUUAAUUUGGCAUACUUGCUUGGAAGUGACUACACUGAGGGUAUCCCAAAUGUUGGUUUUGUAACAGCAAUGGAGAUUUUAAAUGAAUUUCCGGGGCACGGAUUGGAACCUCUCUUAAAAUUUGCUGAGUGGUGGAAUGAGGCUCAGAAGAAUAAGAAAUUGAGACCUAACCCGCAAGAUACCAAAGUCAAGAAGAAGCUGCGGGAGCUGCAACUUGCUUCAGGUUUCCCAAAUCCAGCAGUGGCAGAAGCAUACCUGAAGCCUGUGGUGGACGAGACAAGGGGUUCGUUCACCUGGGGGAAGCCUGAUGUUGAACAGAUCAGAGAAUUCUGUCAGGAUCACUUUGGCUGGACUAGGACAAAGAUAGAUGAAAUCCUUUUGCCUGUGAUAAAACAGCUGAACUUGCAGCAGACUCAGCUUCGAAUUGAUUCGUUCUUCAGAUUGGCACAGCAUGAAAAACUAGCCAUUAAAAGUCAGAGACUACGCAGAGCUGUGACUUGUCUGAAGAGAAAGGAAAAAGAAGAAGCCGAUGAAAUUGAGGAGGCUACUGCUGUUAUGGAGAUUGAACUUAAACAGCAUGAGGAGAGGAAAGGGCAAAGUACUGCAGGUGGCACAAACCGUCAAGCUGUGGCAGCAGAAGUCCGAAGUGGAAAGAGAAGAAAACAUUCAGAUUCCAGAGAAGAACAUUUAUAUGGAGGUGGUUUUAUGGGGAAUUUGCAUCUUUCAGAAACUUCUAGUGACUCCUCAGUAGAGGAAUCGGAAAGCAGAGUUUUAGGCAGGAGCAAAAGGAGUGGACAUGUCUCUGCAAUGGAGACAGCAGACCAUAAAGAGAAAAAGGGGUGCAGUAGCUCGAGUGGUGAGGAUGAAGAACUGGGAAAUGUAGUCAUGGUGACUGCCAAACCUGUGUUUGAGGGCAGAAGAAAGAAAUCACAGAGUAAGAGAGGAAGAAAAAAGAAAAAGUCUUAA
Molecule: messenger RNA, 3492 nt
Organism: Opisthocomus hoazin
Lineage: Eukaryota; Metazoa; Chordata; Aves; Opisthocomiformes; Opisthocomidae
Source: RefSeq, a predicted model, not a curated record